ACCAGUGUCGCUUUGCUCAAAAGAUAGAAAAUGGAAUCCUGAGAACUCGCUAGCUUUCAUAUUGUGAAACCCCGUUUCAGAAGCCUCUAGUUGAAGAACCCGAAUUUACCAUAAGCGAUAUUCACAAAAGUUUCAAGCAACUGGAUCCUGGUCGAAAGCACUCUUCAACCUCUCUGCCGUCUGCAUUUAUGGAGGGGUCUGACAGUUCAGAGCAAAGUGGUAGCGACCAGUCAGAGAUGCAGCGCAGAAGACAGCUGGACCGUCUGGACAGGGAGGAGGCGUUCUACCAGUUUGUCAACAAUCUUAGUGAUGAGGACUACCGCCUAAUGAGAGACAACAAUCUUUUGGGCACUCCAGGUGAGAUUACAGCCGAUGAGUUGCUCAGUCGACUUCAGCAAAUCAAAGAUGGUCCAGAGCAACAGAAUAACAACUCUAAUGCUGACAAUGGAGAAGCCAUUGUGGAAGGCUCUGAGGAUUCUUCAGGUGGGGAUACUCUCCUGGACUGGCUGAACACCGUAAGGCGCACGGGCAACACAACUAGAACUGGUCACCGCGGCAACCAGUCAUGGCGGGCAGUGAGCCAGACCAAUCCAAAUAGUGGAGACUUUCGCUUCAGCCUGGAAAUCAAUGUGAACCGCAACUUGAAUGAGCAACAGGCCGUUGUUGAGGGGGGGCAGGAGACUGCAGAGGGACCAGCGGCAAUAGCAGAUGCUGGACAACAGGUGUCUAUGGAUACAGAGGAGGUGGUGGAAGAACCAGUUGUAGAAGAGGUGGCCGUUAUAGUGGAGCCUGAGCCUGAAUUAGAAGAAGUGGUUCCACGGGAGAUGCUAUCAGAACCUCCAAGUCCACCUGCAGUUUUGGCAGUUCAGCCACCAAUUUCUCCUGCUCCGCGUCGAGGUCAGAGAAGAGCCCGUAGUGGCAGUCCAGAACCACGCAGAACCAGGGCCCGCACGGCCAGGAGCCGCUCCCCUCUCACCCUGGAUAGGCUAGAUGGUCUUCAUCAUCCUCGGCAUGCUCCCCGCUUUAAUAGCCCCAUUUCUCUCUCUGUGCCCCCAGUGGAGGGCAGUUCCAGGACUCGACAACAUGUACUUUCUAGGCAGAGCACUGUUGAGAAUGAUGCACAGUCUUCUAGGACUGGAGAAGGAUCAGCCCCAGAGAUCCCCAGUGUCAGAUCUCAAGAGGGAGAAGCUACAGGUGGGGAGGGGGGUGCAGCUGGUCGCCGUCCCCCAACCAUCAUGCUUGAUCUCCAGGUGCGUCGUGUGCGUCCAGGCGAGUAUCGCCAGAGGGACAGCAUUGCCAAUCGCACCCGCUCACGCUCACAGAACUCAAACAAUACCUUCCUUUUCGAGAGUGAACGUGGCGGCUUUCGCAGGACCUUUUCGCGCUCGGAACGUGCAGGUGUGAGGACCUACGUCAGCACCAUCCGUAUCCCUAUCCGGAGGAUCUCUGAUACUGGUCUCGGGGAGGCGACCUCUAUGGCGCUCCAGUCGAUGAUUAGACAGAUCAUGACGGGGUUUGGUGAGCUCAGCUACCUCAUGGACUCAGACUCAGAAUCUUCAGACUCAACCCGUGGAGCCAACACACCUGCGGAUCUGUCCGAGGCCCUGAACAACCCAGAUGCUGCUGGGGCUACAGCUGCUGCUGUGGAUGAGCCACCUGUGGAUGCUGGAAGUAGAGCUGAGGCAAGGACAGUAGAAAGUGAAACAGAGGAAGGCCUGGCCUCAAGUCCAGCUGCAAGGGAGGGUACUGGUGGCAGGGCACGUCCUAGACCCCCUAUCAACCUGGAGGAGCCUAGCUCACUGCCCUUCCUAAGGCUUGCCCACUUCUUCCUCCUCAAUGAUGAUGAUGAGGACCAGCCCCAAGGGCUGACCAAAGAGCAGAUUGACAACCUCUCUAUGCGCAACUUUGGGGAGAGUGAUGCCUUGAAGACUUGCAGUGUCUGCAUUACAGAGUAUGCAGAGGGAAACAAGUUAAGGAAGCUGCCUUGCUCUCAUGAAUACCAUGUUCACUGCAUCGACCGCUGGCUGUCUGAAAACUCCACUUGCCCUAUUUGCCGUAGGGCUGUUCUGGUGUCUGCCAAUCGAGAAAGUGUGGUGUAGUGGCAGGAGAUGAAAGCUGUUUCCAUAGCUGGCUCUGUCAGUUAUAGCAGACAGCGGGCCUUUCUCUCAGUUUAUCAGUGGUAUCUAAUACCUCAAGUCUGUGAGAGAUGUACAGAUGGACAUCUAUCUCCAAUGUUUAUUUAUUGUUUUUCGAUUUUGUUUUGUUUUUCCUGAUGCCAGUUGCGAGUUUUAUCCAUAAUGUAGUUAUGGGUUUGAUUUGGGAUGUUCUUAACUAUGAUACGUUGGUAUCAGCUGAUAUUCGUUCUUAAUUAGUACUUUGCUGAUUGGCGUUUUGAACUUAAUUAGGAUGCUGUACACCAGUUUGUCCCUCUGACACCCAUUAUCUAAUGUUUUGCGUGAGUUCAAAUAUGCAUCUAAGGCAGCAUCAGUCCAGGAUAUUUUACUUGUUCACAUCACUUAAAAGUGUAACUAUUUUUUUCACCUGUAACUUCACCAUAACCUGACAUAUAUGUUAGGAGAAAAGGCUUGUUUAAAUAAAAGAAAAAUUAAAGACAUACUUUGUAUUGAUAAAUUCGUAUUGUAAUGUGAUGGCUGAUAUUUCAAAUUCAUUUUUAUAUUGGCUAAAAAACAAUCCAAGUUAAGCAUCCCUAGGUGUGGUAGCUGGUGAUGCCAAAACUACAAGACAGUGGUUCACCAUAUCCAACCAUGCUUAACUUUACUUAUUCUUCAUCUGCAAGAAAACUUGCAAGAAUAUUUUUGAGUGGCAUGGACUUUCAAAAAAUGUCAAAGCUUGCUGCAUUGUUUUAAAUUUAAAAUGUAGAUUGUUGUACAGACUUUAGGUGAAUGAUAGGUGCAACUAAGAUAACUUUUGGAAUGCUUAAGUUUAUUUUGGAAUCAUAUUGCAUCUUUGUUUUAAUGAUCACAAAAAAAUUGACAGGUAUUUAUACCUGGUAAUUGAGCUGUACCGAUACUGACAUCAGAUAUGGGGUUGAUACCAGGUAAAGGUUAAAGUUAAAGGUGUUGGUGUCUGGAAUGCUAGAAUCCAAUACCAAGAUGAACAAGUGACGGGUCAAAUUUUAGAGCAAAGUGACUUUUUAAAAAAAAAUACACAAUAGAAUGUUGGUUCUCUUGAAUGAGAGGAAUGAAAUCGAUACAUCUAAAAAUCAUACUGUCCUAUCAUACUCACACUACUGGUUUAAUUCUUUGUUGUUCAGUGUAUGUGAUGAAUUGGUUGUAUCAAUGAAAUGCACUCAAUUGAUAUGGUUGUUACACGGUAUUGGUGUAUCCCUACCUAAAAUGAAGUGCUGAAAGGCCUGUUUGUCAACUGAAUUCAAGAAAAAUUUAAUUCUGAUGUCUGAUGAAAGACUACUUGUACACCAGUCAUGACUUUCAUUACUCACCCAAAGGUUUGAGUGUCAGACGUUUACCUUAUCUGAAAUAAUUGUCUUUGUCCUUGUGUCUCGUCAAAUAAGACACCAGUAAAUAGCAGAGACGCUUACCCACUUUGACCUAAUGCCUCAUGUGUGAUGGCGUCAUAUCUGGAAUGUACGUGCAAUACAUAAAAAUACAAAAAGCAGAACGUAAAGAAAUACAAACCAUUAUAUAUAUGUGUAUAUUAUUCCUAAACUAUUGUAGACUGUUAAGAUUUCUCUUAAAUGAAGACUUGUUACCUUUUUAAGUGUGUUGAAGCUUUUUUUUAAAUUUUUAUUCAGAAUUUCUGUACAUGUCUGUAGCUUUAUGACUAGAAAGAAUUACUUUGACUGAAAGGAAUAGGAGGGCCACAGUUUCAAGCCACCCUGUCAACAUUCAUAAUUUGUAUUUGCCACUAUUACUACUGCCCUGUGUUUGCUAUAAAGGUUCGAGAGUUUUAAGACAAUCAUUAUUGGAAAUGAUAGUCUUAAAUGAAAUUUGUUUGCUCUUUUUAUGUUGACAGUUUAGUACACUCAAUUCAAACUAACGUCUUUUCUGGUUUAACAAGUUAUACAAUAAAAUCCAUUUUAGGUAUGGAUUGUAUUGCCAUGCAUUAUAUUGCCUCAGAGUUGUGCCCUGGAUUCGACUAACAGCCAAGUGUUCCCCAAGAGCACUCCGUCACCAUGCAGUAUACUUUCAUUUGUACAUGUAUGCCCUAGUUAGACUGUGUCCUUUUUUAUUUAUGUUAUAAAUGAUAAAACCGGUUUGGGCUGAUUAUUUGGAGUUCAUAUGUGAUGUUUGGGGGAGGGCAAACUAUAGAUUCACACAUCCUCUUUGAAAACGGAUUCUGAAGAUGUUGAAUUUUAGGAAAAGUGUUAAUUUUUUUCCUCCACUGUUUUCAGUAUUAAAGAUUACA
Lampris incognitus (smalleye Pacific opah) is the source of this 4386-nucleotide messenger RNA. It is a transcript of the gene rlim, whose product is annotated as ring finger protein, LIM domain interacting. The transcript has 4 exons. The coding region runs from base 189 to 2099 and encodes 636 amino acids. The record is from RefSeq and is a predicted model, not a curated record. Gene Ontology annotation, cellular component: nucleoplasm; cytoplasm. Gene Ontology annotation, molecular function: ubiquitin protein ligase activity. Lineage: Eukaryota; Metazoa; Chordata; Actinopteri; Lampriformes; Lampridae. Gene Ontology annotation, biological process: protein ubiquitination; ubiquitin-dependent protein catabolic process; random inactivation of X chromosome.